AGGGCCCAGAACAAAUACACGUCUCCAAGUUCUACAAGGAGUCGAAGAAUGGUAAAUUUGUUUCCUACAUCACAGAGAACGUUCGAACGUUGUAUCAGACGUUUCGCGAGGGCGCCUACGCCUCCAACAAUGGACCCUGCCUUGGCUGGCGAGAGACUCUAACAUCGCCUUAUCAGUGGAUCAACUAUGAUGAGGCACUGCUGCGGGCCAAGAACUUUGGCUCAGGGAUGCUGGCGCUGGGCGCACGGCCCAAGCAGCUGAUCGGGAUCUACUCGCAGAAUCGGCCGGAGUGGAUAUUGUAUGAGCAGGCGUGCUACUCGUUCUCCCUGGUUGUGGUUCCACUGUACGACACGCUCGGCCCGGACGCCUGUGCUUUUAUCAUACGCCAAACGGAAAUGUCCAUUUGUAUUGUGGAAGACGAUGCCAAGGCGUCGAUGCUGCUGGAGAAAUCACCGCGUAGCCUGAAGAUCAUUGUCUCCAUCAAGCCCAUCCGCCAGACGACACUGGAGCGUGCGCGCAGUCGGGGCGUCCAAAUCUUCUCGUUCAUCGAUGUCGAGAAACUGGGCGCCAAGGGCAAUCAUCCGGAGGUGCCGCCCACAGCGGAGGAUCUGUGCACCGUCUGCUAUACAUCGGGCACCACCGGCAAUCCCAAGGGCGUCAUGCUCACCCACGGMAACGUGGUGGCCGGCGUCUGUGCGGUGAUCCUGCAAAUGGGCGAUCACCGCAUACGGGCCGGAGACGUGAUGAUCUCCUUYCUGCCGCUGGCGCACAUGUUCGAGCGCUGCUGCGAGAACGGCAUGUACUACGUGGGCGGCUGUGUGGGCUUCUACUCCGGCGACAUCAAGGAGCUGACCAACGACCUGAAGAUGCUGAGGCCCACGGUGAUGCCGGCGGUGCCGCGCCUGCUGAAUCGGGUCUACGACAAGAUACAGAAUGAUAUCUCCGCCUCGAGCCUGAAGCGCGGCCUCUUCAACAUGGCCCUGAAGGCCAAGGAGAAGGAGAUCGCCCGAGGCGUGCUGCGCCGCAACGGCUGCUGGGACAAGCUUGUGUUCAAGAAGGUGCACCAGGCCUUUGGCGGCAAUCUGCGGCUCAUGGUCGUCGGCUCAGCGCCGCUGGCUGGCAACGUGCUCACCUUCAUGCGCUGCGCCCUCGGCUGUUUGGUGCUCGAGGGCUAUGGCCAAACGGAGUGCACGGGUGCCAUAACGCUCACCGUGCAGGGCGACCAUGUGCCCAAUCACGUCGGCCCGCCCGUCUCCUGCAACGCCGUCAAGCUCGUCGAUGUGCCCGAAAUGGAAUAUUUCGCCAACCAGAAUACGGGCGAGGUCUGCGUGCGCGGCUCCAAUGUGUUUCAUGGUUACUAUAAGGAUCCCGAGAAAAGCUGCAUUAUCGCUGUUGUUGUACCUGAUGUCGAUGUCCUGAAGCAGUGGGCCACGGAAAACAAUGUACGCGGCACACUGUCCGUCCUGUGCAAUAAUAAGAAUGUAAAGGAACUGAUUAUGAAUGAUAUGCUCAACUGGGGCAAACAGAGUGGACUGAAGUCAUUUGAGCAGGUCAAAGAUAUUUAUUUGCAUCCAGAUCCAUUUUCUGUACAAAAUGGUUUGCUGACGCCCACAUUCAAGGCCAAGCGGCCGCAAUUGAAAAGCUAUUUCAAGCCGCAACUGGAGGAUAUGUAUAAACAUUUGGAUUAAAGCAAUAUACAAACGUA
This is a messenger RNA of Drosophila arizonae, 1705 nucleotides long. Its product is annotated as long-chain-fatty-acid--CoA ligase 5. Gene Ontology annotation, molecular function: long-chain fatty acid-CoA ligase activity. Gene Ontology annotation, cellular component: endoplasmic reticulum; membrane. The record is from RefSeq and is a predicted model, not a curated record. Lineage: Eukaryota; Metazoa; Arthropoda; Insecta; Diptera; Drosophilidae. Gene Ontology annotation, biological process: fatty acid metabolic process.